Messenger RNA from Vicia villosa (hairy vetch), 876 nucleotides. RefSeq lists its product as uncharacterized. The record is from RefSeq and is a predicted model, not a curated record. Lineage: Eukaryota; Viridiplantae; Streptophyta; Magnoliopsida; Fabales; Fabaceae. Gene Ontology annotation, molecular function: catalytic activity. The transcript has a single exon. The coding region runs from base 1 to 876 and encodes 291 amino acids.
AUGAUCAUUCUGAGUUGGAAUUGCCGAGGUCUGGGCAGCUUGAGUGCAAUUUCUAAUCUGCGUAACAUUGCUCAACGUCAUAAUCCGGACUUAAUCUUCCUUUCAGAAACUCUUGCAAAUGCAAGGAAGAUGGAAACAGUUAGGGUCACGUUAAAGUUUGACUCUUGCUUGGCAGUAGAUGUUGAUGGAAGGAGUGGUGGUCUUGCGGUAUUGUGGCGGAAUAAUAUUAAGUGUAGAGUGUUGAAUUAUUCGCAGAACUUUGUGAACAUGAUGAUUGAGGAUGAUAUUCGAGGACAGUGGAGGUUGACUUGUUAUUAUGGUUUCCCGGAGCGAGGACGCAGGAAACUUGCUUGGGAUAUGUUGCGAGACCUUAGAGACAUGUCAGACAAUCCGUGGUGUAUUAUUGGGGAUUUUAAUGAUUUGUUAUCUCAAGAGGACAAGAGGGGCAUUCAUUUGCAUCUGAAUUGGCUGUGUAACGGGUUUCGUAAUGCUGUUGAAGAGUGUAAUCUCACUGAUAUCAGCAUUGAAGGGUAUCAAUUCACUUGGACUAAAAGUAGAGGUACUCCACAUAUGAUCGAAGAAAGACUCGAUCGGGCCAUGGCAACAACUCAGUGGCUGGAGUUGUUUCCGAAUGUGAGACUCCUUAACUUACCGGCUUCGCAUUCGGAUCAUAAUCCUAUCAUUCUUUAUACAGACCCCACAGAAAGACACUGCUACCGUUAUUCUUUCAAGUUUGAGAAUAAAUGGUUGUUGGAGGAAGAUAUUCGGGAAGUUGUCGAAGCGGGGUGGGGACCGAACAGAGGGAUGGAAAUAUCAGAUAGGUUAGGGGGUUGUGCGGAGGAGCUGAGAAAGUGGAGUAGGAGGAAGAGAAGUUGA